Fonsecaea pedrosoi CBS 271.37 is the source of this 4494-nucleotide messenger RNA. RefSeq lists its product as uncharacterized. Gene Ontology annotation, molecular function: ATP hydrolysis activity; ABC-type transporter activity; ATP binding. The transcript is spliced from 2 exons. Lineage: Eukaryota; Fungi; Ascomycota; Eurotiomycetes; Chaetothyriales; Herpotrichiellaceae. Gene Ontology annotation, cellular component: membrane. The record is from RefSeq and is a predicted model, not a curated record. Gene Ontology annotation, biological process: transmembrane transport. The coding region runs from base 1 to 4494 and encodes 1497 amino acids.
AUGGUCGACACCCUUUCAAAAGAAUUGGGCCUGGGUCAACCGGCACAACAGUACGGUGCAACCACGGAUCACGCUUCUCAAGGAGAUACCCGUCAAUAUGACGAAAAGGAGCCUGGCGCAAUUCGAGAUAGAGAAACAUUUGCUGUUGAAAAGCACUAUGAAAGACCUCGGAUAUCAACCGACUCUUAUGGUCUGCAACGCACCACCUCAGGUGUCAAUGUUGAACAGGCGGAGAGGGAUUUCGCCGAACUGAGCAGGGAACUGAGUGCGAUCAGUCGUCGAGUCUCGCGGACACAGUCGAAGGUUUCUCAUGUCAGGGCAAGAGACGUGGAGAAGGCCAUCAGUUCCUCUGAUGAGAUUUCGGACGAUGUCUUUGACUUGGAGACCACGUUACGCGGCGCGAGAGAGGCGGACGAUGCUGCAGGGAUCAAGCCCAAGUAUAUUGGUGUGGUGUGGGAAAACCUCACUGUCCGCGGCAUUGGUGGCGUCAAGAACUUUGUCAAGGUCUUCCCUGAUGCCUUUGUCGACUUUUUCAACGUGCCGGGUACGAUCAUGAGCAUUCUGGGGAUAGGAAAAAAGGGUCGCGAGUUCAACAUCUUACAAGACUUUCGCGGUGUCGCCAAACCGGGUGAAAUGGUACUUGUGCUGGGUCGACCUGGAAGUGGCUGUACGACCUUCCUCAAAGUGCUCGCCAACCAACGUUAUGGCUAUACAGGCAUAGACGGUGAAGUUCUCUAUGGUCCUUUUGACGCUGCUACCUUCGAGAAGCUCUACCGUGGCGAGGCGGUGUACAACCAGGAGGACGACGUACACCAUCCCACCCUGACUGUUGGUCAGACACUAGGGUUUGCCCUUGACACGAAAACGCCAGGGAAGCGUCCCUUGGGCCUCAGCAAAGCCGAAUUCAAGGACAGGGUUAUCCGCUUGUUGCUCAAAAUGUUCAACAUCGAGCACACCAUCAAUACCAUCGUGGGGAACCCUUUCAUGCGCGGUGUUUCUGGCGGAGAAAGAAAGAGAGUCUCGAUCGCUGAAAUGAUGGUCACUCGAGCCACUGUCUGCUGUUGGGAUAAUAGCACCCGCGGACUCGAUGCAUCGACUGCCCUUGACUACGCCAAAUCGCUCCGAAUCAUGACCAAUAUCUACCAAACCACCACUUUCGUUUCGCUGUACCAAGCAUCUGAGAACAUCUACAGCCAGUUCGACAAAGUCAUGGUGAUCGACAAAGGUAGACAAGUCUUCUUCGGUCCGGCAAAGGAGGCGAGGGCAUAUUUUGAAGGGCUGGGUUUCCUGGAAAAGCCUCGUCAGACGACACCCGACUACCUGACGGGGUGCACCGACGAGUAUGAACGGGAAUAUAAGCCAGGGCGAUCUCCUGAAAAUGCGCCUUCAACCGCCGACUCGUUCGUGGAUGCGUUCAACAAAUCCGUCUUCGCUGAAAGACUCGAGAAAGAGAUGGCCGACUAUCGAGAAUCCAUCCAGCACGAAAAGCAGGUGUACGAUGAUUUCGUGGCAGCACAUCGCGAAGCCAAACGAAAACAUACACCCAAGAACUCGGUGUAUUCGGUGCCGUUCCACUUGCAAAUCUGGGCCUUGAUGCGGCGACAAUUUCUGAUCAAAUGGCAAGAUAAGUUCUCUCUGGUGGUUUCGUGGAUCACAUCUAUUACCAUCGCCAUCAUCGUCGGUACGGUCUGGUUGCAUCAACCCAAAACUUCCGCGGGAGCGUUUACUCGAGGUGGUGUGCUCUUCAUGGCUUUGCUCUUCAACGCUUUUCAGGCAUUUUCGGAACUGGCAUCUACGAUGCUGGGUCGACCGAUUGUGAACAAGCAUCGAGCAUACACUUUCCACCGACCCAGCGCGUUGUGGCUUGCACAGAUUGUCGUCGACCUGGCCUUUGCGUCUGUCCAGAUCUUCGUCUUCAGUGUCAUCGUCUACUUCAUGACAGGCUUAGUCCGAACUCCCGGGGCAUUCUUUACGUUCGUGCUUAUCAUUAUCACGGGCUAUCUCUCCAUGACUUUGUUCUUCCGUACCAUUGGUUGUCUGUGUCCGGAUUUUGACUACGCCAUCAAGUUCGCCGCCGUUAUCAUCACCUUGUUCGUCAUCACGUCUGGGUACAUCAUUCAGUAUCAAAGCCAGCAAGUGUGGAUGCGAUGGAUAUUUUACGUCAACACCCUCGGUCUUGGCUUCGCAGCAAUGAUGAUGAAUGAGUUCAUGAGGCUGACAAUGCGCUGUACCGCUGAGUCGUUAAUCCCAUCGGGUCCUGGGUACAACAACAUUGACCACCAGGUCUGCACCCUUCCAGGUUCUCAAGCGGGAGCGGUCGAAGUGUCAGGGAAUGCCUAUGUUAAACAGGGCUUUUCUUACGACCCGGCCGAUCUCUGGCGUAACUUUGGCAUCAUCGUCGUUUUGAUUGCAUUCUUCCUUUUCACCAACGUCAUCCUAGGAGAAACGGUCAAAUACGGCGCUGGUGGUCGCACGGUCACCUACUUUACCAAGGAAAACAACGAAAGGAAAGCCUUGAACGAGAAAUUGCAGGAACGAAAACGAAGACGACAAACGAAGCAGGAUGCCGGGGACAGCUCAGAGCUCAAUAUCACUUCCAAGUCUGUGCUGACGUGGGAAAAUCUCACGUACGAUGUACCUACUCCUGCUGGGCAAUUGCGGCUGCUGAAGGAUAUCUUCGGAUACGUGCGUCCAGGGCAAUUGACCGCUUUGAUGGGCGCGAGUGGAGCCGGUAAAACGACGUUGCUUGAUGUCCUUGCCUCUCGAAAGAAUAUCGGCGUGAUCGGUGGUGAUAUCUUGGUUGACGGUCAAAAGCCAGGCGUUGGGUUUCAGAGAGGGACUUCGUACGCGGAGCAGCUCGAUGUUCACGAAUCGACUCAAACGGUCCGAGAAGCUCUCCGGUUCAGCGCCGAUCUUCGCCAGCCGUACGAAGUGCCCCGAGAACAAAAGUACGCGUACGUGGAAGAAGUCCUUUGCCUGCUCGAACUCGAAAACCUUGCAGAUGCCAUUAUCGGCAGCCCCGAAAGCGGACUGUCGGUCGAAGAGCGGAAGAGGGUGACCAUUGGUGUUGAACUUGCCGCAAAGCCUCAAUUGCUCCUCUUCCUCGAUGAGCCCACGUCGGGUCUUGAUUCACAAUCCGCGUUCAAUAUUGUCCGCUUCCUCCGCAAACUCUCUGCCUCUGGACAAGCCAUUCUCUGUACCAUCCAUCAACCCAACAGUGCCCUGUUUGAGAACUUUGACCGGCUGCUCCUGUUGCAACGAGGUGGAGAGACUGUCUAUUUCGGAGACAUAGGCAAAGACGCACACGUCCUUUUGGGCUACUUCCACAAACACGGCGCCGACUGCCCUCCAAAUGCUAACCCGGCCGAGUGGAUGCUGGACGCCAUCGGAGCUGGCAUUGCAGCUCGCAUCGGAGACAGGGACUGGGGAGAUAUUUGGCGCGAAAGUGACGAGCUCGCGACUGUCAAGGCCGAGAUCAUCGACAUGAAAGCGAAACGUCAGCGCGAAGUUGCUGGCGAGCCCAAGCUGGAUGAGAGAGAGUACGCCUCCCCUCUGUGGCAUCAGAUCAAAGUCGUGUCCAAUCGGACCCAUUUGGCCUUCUGGCGCUCCCCCAACUAUGGUUUUACGAGGCUGUUCAACCAUGUGGCUAUCGCUCUGCUCUCAGGUCUGGCGUUCUUGCAGCUCGACGACAGCCGAUCAAGCUUACAAUACCGCGUCUUCGUCAUCUUUCAAGUCACCAUCAUUCCAGCCCUGAUAUUGGCACAGGUGGAGCCCAUGUACGACCUUUCCCGGCUCAUCUUCUAUCGAGAAUCCGCAGCGAAAGCGUAUAGUCAAUUUCCGUUUGCUUUCGCCAUGGUCUGUGCCGAGAUGCCGUACAGCCUUUUGUGUACGGUUGGGUUCUUUGUCCCGAUCUACUACUUGCCCGGGUUCAACAGCAACAGUUCGAGGGCGGGCUAUCAGUUCUUCAUGGUGCUGAUUACAGAGUUGUUCUCCGUGACGCUGGGCCAGAUGGUUGCAGCGAUCACGCCGUCGAGUUUCAUCUCCAGCUUGAUCAACCCAUUCAUCGUCAUUGUCUUUGCAUUGUUUUGCGGCGUCACCAUCCCCAAGCCACAGAUCCCGGGCUUCUGGCGUGCCUGGCUGUACCAACUCGAUCCCUUCACUCGCUUGGUGUCCGGGAUGGUCACCACGGAAUUGCACGACCGACGGGUGGUCUGUACCUCGUCGGAGCUCAACUCGUUCCCUUCUCUACCGGGGCAAGACUGUGGCGAGUACAUGAGCAACUUCUUCGAACGCGGCGGGCCGGGCUACAUUGUCAGCAACGUCACCGACACGUGUCGGUACUGCGCCUACAAGAUCGGGGACCAAUUCUACGAGCCCUUGCAGUUGAGUUUCAACGACCGUUGGCGGGACCUAGGAAUUUUUGCCGCCUUUAUCGCGAGUAAUCUGAUCUUGCUGUUCUUGGCAUCGAGGUAUUUGAAUUUCAAUAGAAGAUAG